Molecule: messenger RNA, 2363 nt
Organism: Nelumbo nucifera (sacred lotus)
Lineage: Eukaryota; Viridiplantae; Streptophyta; Magnoliopsida; Proteales; Nelumbonaceae
Gene: WTF1
Product: Ubiquitin carboxyl-terminal hydrolase family protein
Molecular function (GO): RNA binding
Source: RefSeq, a predicted model, not a curated record
AAGAGGGUUACGAAAAAAUCUCCCGCGACCAGAAACUCUUCUAGUGUACAGUUUAAGCUUCAAGCUUAACUGCUCAACAUCCACCGGUGCCGGUGAACUUCUGAAUUGUAAGUUUUAAAUCUAAACAACCAGCCGCGAAACAGGUGAGGAAACUAUUUCACUAAUUUUGUUUUUGUUUACUCAAUAUCGCUGUACCAUUUUCGUUUGUCUCCUAUAUAAAAAUCCUGUAAUGGAUCCACAACUGUUGCUUUCCUCAAGAAAACCCUCGUCCCCGGCACCUUUAUCGCUUUUUCCGUCGUGCCCAUCUUCUUUUCGUGAAAGACCCAACUUCUCUAUCAAAACUCAUCUUUCCUUCUCAACCAAACAUGCGGACAAAACCACAUUUAUGGGGACACGUUUGGUUUUAAAUGACAAGAAUCCUGGACUCUGUAAUCAGAGAAGAGCAUGUUUGCCAUUUCACCCAAUAACAGCUGCUGUCAAGAGAAGAAAAGAGCUUGCCUUUGACAACGUUAUCCAACGUGACAAGAAGCUGAAACUGGUGUUAAAAAUAAGAAAGAUUUUGGUUAGUCAACCUGAUAGAAUAAUGUCGCUUAGAGACUUGGGCAGGUACCGAAGGGAAUUGGGCCUCGGUCGGAAACGUCGUUUUAUUGCUUUAUUGAAGCGGUUUCCUGCUGUUUUUGAGAUAAUGGAAGAAGGGGUUUAUUCUCUCAAGUUCAAAUUGACCCCUGAGGCCGAGCGGUUAUAUUUGGAGGAAUUGAAAAUGAGGAAUGAAAUAGAAGAUUUGCUCGUUGUCAAGUUGAGGAAAUUAUUGAUGAUGUCCUUAGAGAAGCGGAUUCUAUUAGAGAAGAUUGCUCAUUUGAGGACUGACCUCGGGCUUCCUUUAGAAUUCAGGGACACAAUUUGUCAUAGAUAUCCUCAAUAUUUUAAGGUCGUUCGUACUGAGCGGGGCCCUGCAUUGGAGUUAACCCAUUGGGAUCCCGAGUUGGCUGUCUCUGCGGCUGAACUUAGUGAAGAAGAGAAUCGUGCUAGAGAAUUGGAAGAGAAGAAUUUGAUCAUUGAUAGGCCUCCCAAGUUCAAUAGAGUAAAGCUACCCAAGGGUCUCAAUCUUUCAAAAGGUGAGAUGAGAAGGAUAUGCAAGUUUAGAGAAAUUCCUUAUAUAUCUCCAUAUGCUGAUUUCUCAGAAUUAAAGGCUGGUACACCAGAGAAAGAAAAGCAUGCCUGUGGAGUUGUUCAUGAGAUCUUGAGUCUCACUGUUGAGAAGAGAACACUUGUGGAUCACCUUACUCAUUUCAGAGAAGAGUUUAGGUUUUCUCAGCAGCUGAGGGGAAUGUUGAUCAGGCACCCUGAUAUGUUCUAUGUGUCCUUGAAGGGGGAUAGAGAUUCGGUUUUCCUACGGGAAGCCUAUCAUAACUCCCAAUUGAUUGACAAGGAUCGGUUAUUAAUUAUCAAGGAGAAACUUCGUGCACUUGUUGCAGUUCCCCGAUUCACAAGGAGCGGUGCACCCAAGAUGAAUAUGGAUGGCAGUGAGGAUGCUGACAGUGCUGAUAACUCAGAAGUAGAAAGUGGUGAAGAGGAGGCUGGUGAAUGGUCUGAUGUUGACAACUUAUUGAGCAAUGAGUUUGGUGAUGAUGACUUUGAUGAUUACAAUGAUGAUGAGGAUGAAUGGAGUGAUGAAGAUGAUGACAUGCCCCCAGAUUUUGAUGAUGUUGAUGGAAGCAGAAAUAUUAGAGAGACUGAACUAGUUAAUCAAGUUGAGGUCUUGAGAAACUAUGAAGAAAGGGUUCCUGUAUUCCCUGAUGGUCGGCCAAGAGAACGCUGGUGAUAAUAAAAAUUAUCAUGGAGUUUGACCCUGGAUGCAUGGUAAGAGAAAAUAACUUUAUUGCUUUGUCAGAUGUUCUUUUCAUGUAGAAACAUCCUUGAGAGGCAAGAGUAAGUUGUUGCAAAGAUAUCUGUUUUUCCACUGUCCUUCCAUAUAAGGUAUAACCAGUUGCCAGAAUUCCUAUUUGUCACAAUUAAUGUCUGAUAUCAGUAAAAAGGAGGCUUUUUGUUGGUUGUAGUUCAAAUUACCUUGUUCUAAUGUGACCAAUUUACCUUUCUUGGUGGUGUUGGGAACUAUAUAAAUUUUGAAGUUUUUUUUUUUUUUUACCUCUCUGUUCUCUCCUGAUUUAGAUAUUCCAACGAACCUGAUUGAACAAAGAUCUGUUCUGAGCCUUAUCUGCUGAAUCUAGAAGGGAUGCAUUUUAAGACUCUAAUUUAUGUUCAUUUCUUUUAAUCAGAUAUAGAGUUCUGUAUGACUGUAUCUGUCAGGUUGUGGCAUAGCUGAAGUGGAAGAGAUGUUUCUGACAUCAUGUUUGUUAAACUGA